ACAAAUGGUAUAGAUAGGAAUGUAAAGUUCAUUUUAAUCUACAUAUUUUUAUGAGAACUUCAAUUUUUUGCUAUUGUUAGAAACAUUAAGUGAUUAAUAACAAGAUCUUUAAUAUAUUGCGAAUAUUGGAAAUUUUGUGUAAGAAUAAUAUUUUCUUUCUUACUGGCCAUCAAUUUCACGAAAUUAGUUAAACAGUGAUUUCGAUGAAAUGAAUAGUAUUGGCGAUAAUUGUACGGAGUUGAAAAAGCAGUAUGAUGCUUGCUUUAAUGUUUGGUUUACAGAAAAAUUUUUAAAAGGACAAACAGAUGAUUCCAUGUGCGCUCCUAUUUUCAAAGUUUAUCAAGAGUGUGUAAAGAAAGCGCUGAAAGAUCAAAGCAUUGAAUUUAAAGAUAUUGAAGGAGAUUACUUAUCUUCCGGAUUUAAAGCAACUCGAGGAGCAGAACCAAGCUGACAUAACUCUUUGAGUAAAAGCUCCAGAAGAAGUACUAUUUAACUAAAGAAUGUUUUAUGCGAUGAUAAACUACGUUUUGGUGUAUAUUUUGGAAGGUUUCAUUUGUUUGGACGAUGUAAGAUAAAAUUCAAAUAUAAAUGAAGCAAUGUAA
Condylostylus longicornis is the source of this 602-nucleotide messenger RNA. Its product is annotated as TP53-regulated inhibitor of apoptosis 1-like. The transcript has 3 exons. Lineage: Eukaryota; Metazoa; Arthropoda; Insecta; Diptera; Dolichopodidae. The coding region runs from base 209 to 451 and encodes 80 amino acids. The record is from RefSeq and is a predicted model, not a curated record.